AUGGACUCCUCCACAACAGCAACAAUCACCUCCAUAAAAACAUCCUUCUCCUCAAACCUUAACCCUAACCCAACCAAGAAAACCCCUUUCUUUCCUUACAAAAAAACCAAAAUCCCUUCUUUCUCCACCUUCAAAUCUCUUAAAUGCAUCCACUCAUCACCUGCAAAUCCAAAACCCUCAAAUUCCUCGCCUUUCAUCUGCACUGCAGUCACCUUCUCUCCUUCACAGACAACUGAGCUUGUCCCUAGUAAGCUUCACCAUUUAAUCACUGAAUUUGAGUCCCUCUCUCAACCAAUUGACCGUGUUAAACGCCUCCUCCACUAUUCAACCCGUCUCUCUCCAUUACCAGACUCUUCCCGGGUAGAUUCCAAUCGGGUCAUGGGCUGUACUGCCCAGGUCUGGGUGGAGGCACGCUUAGACCAAUAUGGGAAAAUGAGAUUUUGGGCGGACAGUGAUUCAGAGAUUACAAGAGGAUUUUGUGCUUGUUUAAUUUGGGUGCUUGAUGGGGCGUUGCCAGAGGAGGUUUUGAAGGUGACAACGGAGGAUUUGGCAGCUUUGAAUGUUGGAUUGCCUGCUGCAGCGAGGUCGAGAGUGAAUACUUGGCAUAAUGUUUUGGUUAGUAUGCAAAAGAGAGUGAGGAUGUUGGUGGCUGAAAGAGAUGGGAAUAAGGAUUUUGACCCGUUCCCAUCGUUGGUUGUUAGUUCCGACGGAUUUCAGGCGAAGGGGAGUUAUGCGGAGGCUCAGGCAAGAUAUUUGUUCCCAGAUGAGUCUAGGGUUCAGGAGCUUGUCAAUGAGUUAAAGGAGAAGGAAAUUGGUGUUGUUGCUCAUUUUUACAUGGAUCCUGAAGUUCAAGGUGUCUUGACUGCUGCACAGAAGCACUGGCCUCACAUCCACAUAUCUGAUUCGUUGGUCAUGGCAGAUAGUGCUGUUAAGAUGGCUGAAGCUGGAUGCAAAUUCAUUGCUGUUUUGGGUGUAGAUUUUAUGUCAGAAAAUGUGCGUGCAAUCCUUGAUCAAGCUGGCUUUGGAGAGGUUGGUGUGUACAGGAUGUCAAAUGAGCGCAUUGGUUGUUCUUUAGCAGAUGCUGCGUCUACUCCUGCUUAUAUGAAUUAUCUUGGGGCUGCUUCUGGGUCCCCUCCAUCUUUGCAUGUUAUCUACAUUAACACUUCGCUUGAGACAAAAGCUUAUGCUCAUGAGCUUGUGCCUACAAUCACUUGUACUUCUUCCAAUGUUGUGCAAACUAUGCUGCAGGCUUUUGCUCAAAUUCCAGAUUUAAACAUAUGGUAUGGGCCUGAUUCAUACAUGGGUGCCAAUAUUGCAAAAUUGUUCCAGCAAAUGACUAUGAUGACUGAUGAAGAAAUUGCCGAGAUACAUCCAGCGCAUAAUGGAGAUUCCAUUAGAUCACUGCUUCCUCGUUUACAUUAUUAUCAGGAUGGAGCAUGUAUUGUUCACCAUCUUUUUGGACACGAAGUUGUGAAGAAAAUAAGUGAUAUGUACUGUGAUGCUUUUUUAACCGCACAUCUUGAGGUUCCUGGAGAAAUGUUUUCCUUGGCUAUGGAAGCAAAGAGAAGAGGAAUGGGAGUAGUGGGUUCUACUCAAAAUAUAUUAGAUUUUAUAAAGCAAAGGGUGCAGGAGGCCCUGGAUAGAGAUGUCAAUGAUCACCUCCAAUUUGUGUUAGGAACUGAAUCAGGAAUGAUUACUUCAAUUGUUGCAGCAGUUCGCCAUUUGUUAGAUUCUUCAAAGUCUUCUGAGAAGGCAAAAGUGAAUGUUGAAAUUGUCUUUCCAGUCUCAUCAGAUUCAAUAACAAGAACACCAACAAAUUCAACCCCAGGCCUAAAUUCGGUUGAAGUUGGUGACAUCAUAUUGCCUGUUGUACCUGGAGUUGCCAGCGGGGAGGGAUGUUCUAUUCAUGGGGGCUGUGCAUCCUGUCCAUACAUGAAGAUGAAUUCUCUUAAUUCGCUUCUAAAAGUUUGCCAUCACCUGCCUGGCAAGAAAGACAAAAUCGCAGCAUAUGAAGCUGCACGAUUUAAAUUGCAAACUCCAAAUGGAAAAUCAAUUGCAGAUGUUGGGUGUGAACCAAUAUUGUACAUGAGACACUUCCAGGCUACAAAAGAACUUCCAGAUAAGCUUGUUUACCAGGCUCUCUAUCCAAACAGCAAUGGGAGGGCAUUAAAAGAGCACGAUGGUGCCGAAGAAGGGGUUAAUGAUGCCGAGCUUCAUGGUGCCAAAAUUAUCAAAAGUUACAACAAAAGAGAUGGAAUGAAUGAACCUAAGGUUGUUGAAAAGUUGUUCAACUCAUCUCGACAAGAUAUCGUUGCUCAAAUCCGAGACAAGAUUGUUGAUAAUGUUGAUUUUGAAGAUUUAGCAAAAGAUGAGCCCAAUGAUCAUGACAAAUGGGGAGCCCUUGGUGUGGGAGCUUUUCAUAGGAUUUAUGGUGGGAGAAAGAGGAAUGGAAGCCAUCCACCUCAUUUUUGUAAGAGCAAAGAUUAU
Dovyalis caffra is the source of this 2487-nucleotide messenger RNA. NCBI's taxonomy places the organism in Eukaryota, Viridiplantae, Streptophyta, Magnoliopsida, Malpighiales, Salicaceae. The record is from the annotation of a GenBank genome assembly.